Molecule: messenger RNA, 1694 nt
Organism: Oldenlandia corymbosa var. corymbosa
Lineage: Eukaryota; Viridiplantae; Streptophyta; Magnoliopsida; Gentianales; Rubiaceae
Source: the annotation of a GenBank genome assembly
UGAUUUUAAUGUUAUUCAAAUAAGACAACUGUUUUGGGGCGGCAUGGAAAAUAUAUAUACUUGCGAGAAUUCAUUUGCUUUCUUCCAUCAACCAAAUGAUCAUCAUGAAGGAAACACCUCAUGUAGCUCUAAUGCCAUCCCCUGGAAUGGGUCAUAUAAUUCCAAUGGUUGAGUUAGCCAAGAAACUCAUCCAACAAAACAACCUCAAACUUACCCUAAUCAUCCCGGGUUCCGGGCUAAAUCCAAAUGAAGAAAAACCAUUCAUAGAAUCACUCCCAAAUGAAAUAAAUCUUGUCCUUCUUCCCAAUACUAAUUCCGACACUUCCAUCAAUACCGAACCAGUUCUUAGCAUCUUCAAAACUGUUGAACGAUCUCUACCGUCCCUCCGGAACCUCAUCAAGUCACUCGUCGCCACCACGAAUCUUGUCGCGCUGAUCGUUGACUUUUUCGGGACGACUGCAUUCGACAUAGCCGAUGAAUUCAACAUCUCCCAGUACAUGUUCUUCGCUUCAAAUGCAAUGUUACUUUCACUAUACCUCCAUCUACCGGAGCUUGAUUCGACCGUUCCCGGAAAGUAUCAGGACCUCCCGAGACCGGUCCAGCUUCGGGGAUGCAUACCACUACGCGGCGAGGAUCUUCCCACAUCAUUCCAAAACCGCGAAUCGGGUACGUACAAAUGUUUCGUUGAGCAAUCCAAGAGGUAUAGAAUGGCUUCGGGAAUUUUGGUCAACACAUUCAGCGACAUCGAGGGUGGGACCAUAAAAGCGUUGGAAAAGGGCAAAAACGUCCCCACAGUCUACCCCGUGGGGCCUAUGGUGCGACAAAGCACUGGUCAAACUGAAGAAAUGAAGACGGCGAAAUCAUUCAAAUGGUUGGAUGAUCAGCCUGAGGGAUCUGUUUUAUUCGUUUGUUUCGGAAGUAUGGGAUUAUUGUCGAAAUCCCAAAUCAAUGAACUGGCUUUUGGAUUAGAGCUGAGUGGGAAAAGGUUUGUUUGGGUAAUCCGAGGUGGCGGUCUGGAUUCCUUGCCGGAAGGUUUUGCGGAAAGAACUAAGGAUCGCGGUUUUUUGGAGUUUGAUUGGGCACCACAAGCGGAGAUUCUUAAGCAUAAGUCAACCGGCGGGUUCGUGACCCAUUGCGGGUGGAAUUCGGUCCAAGAGAGCAUUCUCAGCAGCGUACCAAUGAUUGCUUGGCCGUUAUAUGCUGAACAGAGGAUGAAUGCUGCCUUGUUGUCGGAGCACCUGAAGAUUGCCGUACGGCCGGGAGUUCGCAGCGCCGGUGGAUUGGUCGGGCGGAUCGAGAUUGCGAAUUGUGUGAAUAAUGUGAUGGAAGGUGAACAAGGGAAGAAGCUCCGGGAAAGAACUAGAGCUUUGAAGGUUGCAGGUGAAAAGGCGGUAGCCGUCGGUGGCCACUCCGACAAAUCUCUGGCUGAAUUCGUAAAAAUCUUGAAACUCAAGUAAAAGUUUUGUGUCUUUGUUUUUUUUCAUCUUUGUACAGUAAAUGCAUGAUGGCAUUGAAAUUGUGAAACCAUGUGAUUCGGUUUAUGAAUUUCAGAUUGGUGUAUUGGGUUCAUGCAAGUAAAUAAAUUUUACUCAUUUCGUACCGAAGAUAUGCGCGAUGGAUUAUGGAUACAAGAAGUCAAAGCAUGAUUUUACUAAUCUUUUCAUAAACAUGCACAUUGUUCAUCAGAUUGGUGG